AUGAACAGGAAGCACCACCUCGACAACCCUCAGCCUGGCCCGUCCUCCAAGCGCCCCAGACCCCCUAGCUUCGAGCUGCAUCCACACCAACCGGCCCUGUCCCAGGCCAAGUUAGACUCCGAGCCGAGCGACAACAUUUCCCACCGUAUUGUCGCCACCAUAGCCGAUUCUUCCACCCCCGCCGUAGCAACAACGGCGAAGAUCACUGCCAAGGCCACAGUUCAAGCUCCGCGCUGGACCAAGACAGGGUCCAGGAAACGGUCCAAAACCGAGAUAACCAUAGUGGCAGCUGCCAAAGCCACAACUCGGCCCAACCCCGUGAUCAAGUCCAAGCAGGCCGCGCGCGGCACGUCCGGUACCAAGCGCGCCAAGCACGACGGCAAGAUGCGCUGUGGACAUGUGGAAAUGCGUUGCGCCGAGAUUCGCGCGGGGCGCAUUUACGCGCGCGCGCCGACUCAUCCCAAGUACGACCCCGCCACCCACUUCACCCCCGAGGUAUACGCCAAGAUCGAUCUCACUAAGAAUGGCGUCGACGCCAUGGGGCCCAUCCUCGAGGAGAUGGUCUGGGAACUGUUCAACGACAUGCAAAAGCGUAUCCUCGCAGCACAAAGCGGGCGCGACUUGCAGAAGGCCGCACGUUUGAUGUACAUUAUCUUUUUCACCGACUUCUCGCCCGGUCCUCGCCCCAUCGACGAGCACUGUCACCGGUGCACGUCCAACAGCUUCCCAUGCAUGGUCCUAAGGGGCCAGAAGGACUGCCUAGGCUGCUUCAUGUCUAAGGGCGGCUGCCACACCGUCGGCGGCCUCCAAACCGACCCCAUGUCGCGGCCCAUCAGCAAGAGGUUCAGUUCGAAGAACGCCAACAAGAAAAAUGCCAGUGCCAGGUGGGAAGACACGACGUACAUUAAGCCUGCGCCGUGGACCGACCUCCGUCUAUGGGUGCACCGAGAGCUUGGAGUCCCUGGGCUCGGCGACCAUCUCGGCCACAUUGCAUGGGACGCAAAUCUUCCCCCUGUGCCCCAGCUCAACCCCUUCUCCCGCAAGGUCGCUGAGGCUGCUGCCAAGCGGGUGGGACCGAUCGUCGACCGGAAGGACCGAGCCCUCUCCAUCUCCACUGAAGCCGGGUCAGAGUCUAUCCCGGCUGAGGCUUCCAGGAGCAUCUCCCCGACGACGUCUGCCGAGGAAACACCACAAAAUUCAACGAGUGGCACCGGCGAAAUGCUCGGCAUGCACCAGAGCAAGCCCAUGCAUCGGGAAUCCCCCCCAAUGCAGCGCGCUGCGAGCGUUACGGCACAGUCUCUCACUGAGUGUUCAAGCGCCGCCGGCCGAACUGUCUCCCCAGGUGUCAUCUCCAGGCUAACCUACUCGGUCUCAGCCGAGCGUACCGGGGCCUACCUGGAGGAUAUUGGGUAUAUCCACGAGGAGUGGCCCUUGGCUUCACCCAGCUCAACGCCAGAGACUGAGACGAUGGCCGAGACUUCAAUUGAGCUUGAUCCACCCGACGAGUGGUUGGGCCGAUUCUCUCCCCAGGACAUCAGCAGUGCGGACGCCCUUAUCUGUCUUGGUUUACCACGCGCUGCUAGUCUCCCGCGGGAAAUGGGGGGAGCCGCCAUGGAGCGCAUGCCUGCCCGUUCAUGUCUGCAAUUGAGGCCUCAGCUCAUCGCAAGUGAGUGCACUGGGGAAGAGGAAAGCAGCGGCAGCGAUGACGAAAGCCUUGAGGACAUCGAGGAUACCGCAAUCCCAGAUACCGUGGGAGGCACGGAGGACGUAGACCUGGAUGAGGGCUGGGACACACACAGCGAGCCCGAGUGCGAGCACACAGAGUGCCACAGCACCGAGGAGCUCCUCCUUUCACAGGAGCAAAUCGACACUUUGCUGUCUCGCCACCUUCCCUCCCCCAUGUCACAAUCGCACGACGCCGUCGCCCUGGCCCUUCGGAGUGGCAACACUGCCGACCCGGCUUACACCAACGCGUGGCUGAAGGUCCGUUCGCACGCCCUAGAACUGUCCCGCCACAUCCGACUCCAGUGCACGUAUGUUCACAUGGAACCCCUGCACAUGACUGUGAGGCUCAAAGCCCAACAGUACCCGUUCACUCGUCAUCUCCUCGAGGAGCGCUGCAUUGACCUGUCGACAGCAAUCCGCCGCGUCUCGCAGGGCGAGUAUGCGAGGCGCUACAUCGGCCCACUUGCGCGACGUGUCGCACCCAACGCCGUCCGCAGGAACGGGGCGUAUGUCGCCGGCCGUGUGGUGCUUCUAGGCGUUGACGGGUUGUGGGGCACGCUCCUGGUCGACGGAACCAUGGUCAAGUGCUUCGCGUCACGCGAAUGGGAGAGGAAAUUGCCCAAACGCCAAAUCUUGCGCUUGAUCAAGUCGCUCGGACACCCGACGCGCAGCGUCAGCUACACGCCCAAGACGCACAAUGCGUUCGUCACCCCCCAACAUGGCACGGCGUUUGCUCUGUGGGCGUUCGAAAAGCUCGCGGCGGACGCGCAAUGGAUGCCAGGACCCCUGGACCACUCAUACCUUCUCGCUCUGCGGAAGCGACAUGCGGUAUUGCUCGCGGAGGACCAGAGAAUAGCGCUUGCCAUGGCGGAGGCCUUGCGCGACAACGCGGAGUUGGUAAACGAGCUCAUGACGCGCGCAGGGCUAUAG
Cutaneotrichosporon oleaginosum is the source of this 2655-nucleotide messenger RNA. RefSeq lists its product as uncharacterized. The record is from RefSeq and is a predicted model, not a curated record. NCBI's taxonomy places the organism in Eukaryota, Fungi, Basidiomycota, Tremellomycetes, Trichosporonales, Trichosporonaceae.